AUGAGUCUUCCAACAACUGCACGCGGAUGGUCCGUCCAGGCCAUCGACAAGGACAGCUUCGAUGGACUCAAUUUUCAAGAGAGCAUACCUCUCCAGCCGCUCGGAGACUACGACGUGCUUGUCAAAAUCGAAGCAGUCUCUCUCAACUAUCGAGACUUGGCUAUCCCGAGGGGCCGGUACCCGUUUCCCAUGAAUCUACCUGUUGUUCCCGGGUCCGACGCCGCUGGCAUCGUCCUCGCGGCCGGGCCAAGGGUAACCAAGAUUGCAAAAGGAGAUAGAGUCUGCACUCUGUUCAACGAGCUUCACCAAGCGAACCCAAUCACGCCCGAAGCGGUCGAAAGCGGACUUGGAGGUGCAGUAGAUGGCACCCUGCGCACCUACGGCGUAUUCAAAGAGCAAGGCCUUGUCCGGGCUCCAGCCUCCCUCAACGCCGUCGAGGCCAGCACCCUCACCUGUGCUCCAUUGACAGCAUGGAAUGCCCUCUAUGGUCUGCAGUCCAAGGCCUUGAAAACAGGGGACUGGGUUUUGGCCCAAGGCACAGGCGGCGUCAGUCUUGCCGCCAUCCAAUUCGCCGCCGCAGCGGGAGCCACGGUGGUCGCUACGACCUCAUCAAAUGACAAGAUCGAGUUCCUGAAGAAACUCGGUGCUUCGCACGUCAUCAACUACAGGGAAGCUUCCAACUGGGGCGAGGUAGCCAGGGAUUUGACACCCGCGCGCGCUGGGUUCGAUCACAUUUUGGAGAUUGGCGGCCCAGGGACCAUUGCGCAGUCACUAAAGGCCAUCAAGUUGGAGGGUGUAAUCACCAUCAUUGGUUUCCUCAGUCCUUCUGAUAAUCAGCCGCCAUUGAUGGAGGUGCUCAAUCGCCUUUGCACUGUCCGGGGCAUCUUUGUCGGCUCGAGGCAGCAAUUCGAGGAGAUGAAUCGGGCUAUUGAAUCGGCAAAGAUUCACCCCGUGGUAGACCCCAAUAUCUUCACGCUUGAUGACUUGAAGAAGGCAUACCAGUAUCAGUGGGAGGGAAAGCAUCUCGGAAAGCUGGUGGUGAGAGUCGCCAGCUAG
Molecule: messenger RNA, 1056 nt
Organism: Metarhizium acridum CQMa 102
Lineage: Eukaryota; Fungi; Ascomycota; Sordariomycetes; Hypocreales; Clavicipitaceae
Molecular function (GO): oxidoreductase activity
Source: RefSeq, a predicted model, not a curated record